AUGCCUUUAAAAAGUUUAAAGUAUGGUCAGCAAUUGUUGCGCAAUUUCCGCACCUAUAAAGCAAGGCAAAGGCGAAAACAAGAAAAUUCUAAUUUUACAUCCAAUGAAAUGAACAAUAUCGAUAAAGUGUGGGGAAAUGAAAUGAUGGUUGACCAAGAAAUCAUCAGAAGCAGUAUUGGAACAAGAGAUGAAGAGAACAGAGUUAAAUAUGUUGAUAAAAAUUUCUAUUUGAACAGUAAUGAACUGAAAUCUGAUGAUAUGAAUAUUGAUAAAGAUUUCUGGUCAGAAAAUGUCGAAAUGAGUAACAUUGAAAAUGAGGGCAGUGAAAAACCUACGGAAAAUGAUGCAAAUAAUGCAAAUAAUGCAAAUAAUGAACGUUUGAUUUUAGAUGUAAUGAUACCUUUAUACGAGAAAAUUCUUAAAAUUAUGGAAAACGAAAACAUUGACAUAAAUAGUAUAAUUUCCUUGUGUGGCAAUGGAAACUUCGAUUUUUAUCAAGAUCAAAAGCUUAAUGGUGAUUGUGGCAAAUCAACAGAUUAUUUUUGCGCUGAAGGAUAUAAAGAGUGGAAUAAUUUUAACAUGAAUUUUGAACAUGCUGAGACUGAUAGCGCACAUAACCCAAAUAACCAACUGCAAAAUAAUAAUCCAGAUUUACAAAAUAAUCAAAAUAAUCUGAAUUCUUUUGGUCAAGAAUCAAGUACAAAGUCCAUUCCAAUUUUCAAGGAUACAAAUAACAACGGAAACAACGGUUUUUAUUUUCCAAAAUACCACAAAAUUAAUCAUUACAAUGAAACGAACGAUAAAAGUCGUUUAAAAGAAAAUUAUAUUGAUGCUAGUGAACCAGUAACUAUUUCAUUUCCUUCUCAUCAACCUCAUCAACAUCCUGAUAAAAACCCUAACGGAUUUUGGUCAGUUGGUGAUUCGGUAUUAACGUUUAAUACUUGGGCACCCUGGAAAGAUAAAGAUGAGUUUGAUUAUGAAUUAGAUAAAUUGCUUAAAAAAUAUAAGGCAGAAGUAACACAUCGAUUUACAAUGGACGGUGUGAUUAGUUGA
Molecule: messenger RNA, 1053 nt
Organism: Racocetra fulgida
Lineage: Eukaryota; Fungi; Glomeromycota; Glomeromycetes; Diversisporales; Gigasporaceae
Source: the annotation of a GenBank genome assembly